UUUGAAAGCCCCGAGCGAGGGAAUGGCGACCAUGGCGGAGGGCGCCAGGGUUCGCAAUCGCCACCAGCAGGUGAUGGAGACUGUGCGAUCGGCGCGCUCCAGGUUUGAGGCGUGGGAGCGAUCUUGCGAGAAGCGCAUGGACGAGCUCCAGGAGAUGUCGAGAUCUGUGAGCCGCGGCGGCCACGAGGAAUCGGAGCAGCUCAAGCAGCAUUUGCGUGAGAUUAGCGAGCAAAAAAUUCACAAAGAAAAAGAAAUUACUGCCCGGAAGCAGCAACACGAGACCUUGAAGAAGAUGAUCGAGCAAGCAAACGAGAAGAAGAUCUACCUUGCAAAACGCUUGGAGUUGCUGAAAGAACGACGAGAAGGUUGUGCUCACGUCGCUGAAGAAUCCUUAAAAGAUCUGGAGGAGCGUGUGCGUCGCGUACAGCAGAAAGUAAAUGCACAGAAGAUCGCUCGCAAGUUUUACAACGACAUUCUUGGCAUCCGUGCAGACUUCGCGAGCGGGAUCAAGAUCACCUUCACCAAAGUGAAUGCAAAGAACCCGGAUCACGAAUACUCGUGCACAAUCCGUCUAGACAAGCACACCAACAAAUACGCCAUGCUGGACUGCGUCCCUUACGUGAAGAGAAGCGUCGAUCUACUCGACGACCUCAACAUCACCAACGAGUUCUUCGAGUUCCUGCGUUUGAUGCGGCGGGAAUUCGAGCGGCUGGCCGAGGAAUCCGACGCUCGCAGCAAAGCAGUGGCGGAGUGGUGCUCGAGCCAGCUCCAGACUGUUCAAACCAAAACCAUAGCUUGAAAGAAAAAAGAGAAAAAAGGACGAGGUGCGAAUAUUCCCUGCUAA
Molecule: messenger RNA, 844 nt
Organism: Selaginella moellendorffii
Lineage: Eukaryota; Viridiplantae; Streptophyta; Lycopodiopsida; Selaginellales; Selaginellaceae
Exons: 7
Coding region: 23-799 (258 amino acids)
Biological process (GO): chromosome segregation
Cellular component (GO): Ndc80 complex
Source: RefSeq, a predicted model, not a curated record